Alligator mississippiensis (American alligator) is the source of this 4431-nucleotide messenger RNA. RefSeq names its product ventral anterior homeobox 2 (gene VAX2). The transcript is spliced from 3 exons. Bases 364 to 1284 code for a protein of 306 amino acids. Gene Ontology annotation, molecular function: DNA-binding transcription factor activity, RNA polymerase II-specific; DNA binding. Gene Ontology annotation, biological process: brain development; neuron differentiation; regulation of DNA-templated transcription. Lineage: Eukaryota; Metazoa; Chordata; Crocodylia; Alligatoridae. The record is from RefSeq and is a predicted model, not a curated record.
CUCCCGCGCUCUCCUUCUCGCUCCCUCCCCGUGGCUGGUCCGCGGCUUCUUCGCUCAUCAGAGGGAGACGCCAGGCGCCGGAGCAAGAGCCCGGUGCACCGGGGGCUGCUGAGCCGAGCUCCCCCCGCACCCCCGGGGAUGCCAGGGCACAGCCACGCUCCCCGCCGCCUCCCGGCUUGAUCCCCCGCUCCAGCGCCCGGGGGUCCCCGGGGAGGGGGUGCCCGCCUGCCCCCUUCCCCUGCCCGCCAUGGUGCUGCCCCGGCGGGGGAGCCCCGCCGCGACCCCCCGCCGCCGCGGCCGCGGGGGCUGAGCGCUGCGGGCCGGGCUUGCGGGGGUCUGGAGCCCUUCGCGGCGCCCACAGGCAUGAACGAUGGCGGGGCCGAGGCCGGCCGGACCCCCCUGCUGCUGGGGGAGCCGGGCUCCGCGCCCCGCGGUCCGGAGCGGCCCCGGGACAAGGGCAGCGGCCGGGCCGAGCUGGAGGGAGCUGCGCGCGGAGACCCCGGCGGCGCCCACCGGGACACCCCGGGGACCUCCUCCUCCAGCCCCGGCUCUUCCAAGGAGAGCGACAGCCAGCCCGGGCCCGGCGAAGCCGACUACUGCCGCCGGAUCCUGGUGCGAGAUGCCAAAGGGACCAUCCGGGAGAUCGUUCUCCCUAAAGGCCUGGAUCUGGACCGGCCCAAAAGGACCCGGACCUCUUUCACGGCGGAGCAGCUGUACAGGCUGGAGCUGGAGUUCCAGCGGUGCCAGUACGUCGUCGGCAGGGAGAGGACGGAGCUAGCGAGGCAGCUCAACCUAUCGGAAACGCAGGUCAAAGUCUGGUUCCAGAACCGGCGCACCAAGCAGAAGAAGGACCAGAGCCGAGACUCAGAGAAGCGCUCGUCCUCCAGCUCCGAGUCCUUCGCCACCUGCAACAUCCUGCGGCUGCUGGAGCAAGGCAGACUCUUGUCGGUCCCAGCUGCACCUAACCUGCUCCCCGCCGGUGCCGCGGCCCUGGGCCCCGCGACUGGGAAUGGUGCCGGCCUGGCCACGUCGGGCAGCACGUCCCCCGGCGUGAGCAGUGGGAACAGCCCCCCCGGGACGGGCGGCUUCAGCCUGGGGGUCCCAUCUCUGGCCGCGGCCUCGUCCCCCCGGCUCCCCGGCACCCCGCUAUGCUUCAGCGGCCCGCUUCUGGGCACCCUCCACGACCUCCCUAGCGGCUACGGACUGGGCAGCUCCGCCUUCGAGCCUUAUACACGGCUGGAGAGGAAAGACAGUUCGAUACCCAGCAAGAAGCCAAGCCCUUAAAUAAAGCCGAGUGUCAAAGCGUUUCCCCAUCCCACCCCCGCCUCCAUGCACCGUGUUCCCCCGUCUGCCCCUCGUGGGGCUCCUGUUCUGCAAGUGGGAUUUCAAAGACCAAAUGUCCAGGUGACAUGUGUGUGUACGUGCGUGUGUCUGCGUGUUCCCUCCGUGGAAAUAAACACACGGCUCCGGGCACCCCCCUUCGUUCAGCCCUCACCGCUGCACCGCGCUGCCUGAGAUGCUGCUGGCUCAGUAGGGAGACGUAGAGGCUUGGUCCUUUGCUGCGGGUCCAGGGGGGAGCUGGGAGGGUUGGAGGUUUGCUGACCCCAUGGAUCAGAUGCUUUUGCACUUAUGAGGCAUCUAAGUGGGCUUAAGUAGCUAAGCACAGUCCUAUUCCAGCUUGCUCAAGUCCCUGAGAAACAGCUCAUGCAACAGGCAGGGAGGGAAGGGUCUUCUUACUUCUCUCUGCUUCUCUGUCAUGGAUGUGAGGAUGGUGAGAUGCAGAACUAGAUGCACGAAUGGGUUUUCAGGGGCUUGGGCAGGCUGGACUCAAAUCACCUCCAGUCACUCAGAUGCUCUGGGGGUGAAAGCUUGUGCCCGCUGCUCUCUUCUCCCACUAGUCAGGGUUUCUGCCCCUCCAUGCAAAGCACCAUGGAGUGCAUUUGCUGUCACCAUCCACUUCGCUUGCUGCCAGGCUCAACCCUGGGUCCACGGUGCCCCCCUGCCUCUGCAAUGGGGAUGCUCCAAAAUGCAGGGGAAGUGGAUGCAGAAGAGCACGAGUCCUAAGCUGGGGGCAGGGACCUGCGUAGGUUGCCCUCCUAUGCCUCAGUUUCCUGUCUGCAAGGUGCUGUGGCCUCCUCGGGGGCAUAAGCGCAGGACUCAGGGUCUGCUGUGCUUCAUCUUGCCUUAAUCUGUGAUAGCUGAGUCCCAAGGGCUGACAGCAGGGCUGGGCUGGUGCGUCUGGUCCAUGCCCAGACAUCUGAGCAAAAAGGGGCGUCCAGCAUGGCAGUGUGAAGACCGGGCCCUCUCCAGAUCAUUGCAUCUCACCCACCCCGGCUACUGGUGCCGGCACUUGGAGAAGUGACACCACUGGAUGCGAGAGCCCUGGAGAUCCUAGACGUCACCAUCUAAUGACAAAACCCGCUCUCCUCCUCUCUUGGUAAUCACCAUUCGGUGGGGUGCACCAAAACCCCAUGCCCCAUGUCUGCUUGCCUUGCACCGUUGGCUAUAAGGGCACCCCAAGCACGGCUUGACCUGCCACCAGCUCAGACCCCACUCACAUUACAAUGGGGGGAGUUGGGUCAAGAGACUCUUGGCUUCAUGGCUGGGACCUUGGAAGACAAACCCUGAGACAAUCAGGGUCAGAUCCAACCACAGAGACAGCAUGAAGUGAGAUCCUUCAAUAUUUAACUCCCCACGGGAGAUAGGCAUUGAGGGCAUGGGCUUCCUGUGGAGGAUGUGGGUCUAGUCUUUCAGGGAGCCCUUUUACAAUCAUCCCGACUCUCUGCAAGGUUCGACAGUGUUGCGGGGAGGCUGGAGCUCUUGAUCCUCCAGAGACAGCACAAGCUGGAAAGCUUCAGAAAGGCGCUAAAAGCACAGCUGGCCUGUGAAUAGCUUCCCCCUGCUCCUGCUCAGUUUCCAGAAAGAAGGGAAAUAGCCCCAAGAGGCCUUUUGGCAUCCUGGGAUUCUGGGAUGAUAACCUCCAGGGGGGAUCGAGGCACCAAACUCACAUCCAGGUCCAGGGCUGGGUCAGGUCUGGUUUCUGGUUUGGCCAAAGGCUGGAAGCAGGACACAGGCUGUCUGCAAAAGUCAGCUCUAGGGUUGGGUUUUAGAAGCUGCCAGAGGUUUUGGGGUUGGGUUCUGGGUUUGGGACACAUAGCGGAGAUGCAGGUGCAUCUCUCCAGGCGCCGGCCGCUUAGGGCCAAACCAGCCGAUCUUGUGACGCCCCCAAAGGCACCGUGGGCAGAAUCAAAGUCACCUUGUCCCCACUCCCACCUGUCUUGAUUGCCACGACCGGCACAUUAGCAAACCCACCACCCAGGUCUGUGAGUUCCCUCUAGUGAUAGCACAGCCCAGGCUGCUGUCUGUGUGCCCGUCCAUCUGCCUGCCACGUCCUGGGACAAGGUAAGGAGAGGCAGAGGGAGAAAGCAGGUGAGUGGGGGCCACGUGGGUGUCUGGGCAAGCGCUGCUGUGAAAGCCCAUCAGCAGGGUGUGGGGUGGGAUCAAUCCUGGACCCCCCUUAUCAGCCGCUCGGCCAGGCUCCCUUGCAAAUCUGCUGGGCACUGAGCUCCCUGAGGGCAGGAUCAGGCUCACGAGCCCUUGAAGAGUCACAGGUGCAGCUGCCAUCUCCCCCCUGGUCAAGGAGGGCCCCGAUCCUGGCAGCCCCCUCCUCCUCCAGCAGCCCCCACUGUGGUCAGUGGCUCAGGGGUCAACCUGCGGCGUGUCACGCUGUCCCUACCCAGGACAGGCCUCCCUGAUUCAUCCCCCCCAGGGACUUUUCCUGCCAUUGAUGGUGGAUUUGGAGCCAGGAACACCCCUGUACUCCUUCCUGCCAUCACACACAACUGCAAGCGAUGGCUGAGGGUUGCUAGAGCCCCCGGAGGCAGCACAAACCCUUUUCCCCCUCCUCCCUUCCUCUUUGAGCUCAGCCCCAUGCCAAGGGGGGUUGUGCUAUCACCCCCACUCUGUGCAUGGCUGGGGCCUGGGUGGCAGAUGGAGGCCACAGAGCUGCCAUGCUUCCCCAUGGUGCCGGGGCUCUCCAGCUGCUGUAACUGGGGGGAUUUGUGAGGCAUGAACUGAAGAUAGAAGAGUUGGCAACUAUUGAAUAUUGCAGUUUAGGGUCCUAGCUGGUCCUCUCCCACUAGAAAGGCCUCUUUUCCAGGAGAUAAUGAAGCUACCGGGGACUAUCCCUUCCCAGAGCACGGUAGUCAUUCCUUACCAUCCUACGGAGGACAGAGCAAAGGACCUGCCAGAUUAGUAUAGAGCCUGGCCACCGAGGUCUUCGAAGCAAAGCUGGUCAAUAUGGGUGCAUCUACACAUGCAUUAACACACUUUAGUUCAUGCACAUUAAAUCUAGUACCUCUAUUGUGAAGUACCAAGAAAAUCUGCACUGAUCUAUCUUAAUGCGCAUUAACUAAAGAACAUAGUUUUAAA